AUGUCUAACGCAACAGACACUAGCAUUGCUAUUGAUCAACAAGAAAACAUCAAACCUCGAUUACCUCGCAUCUCAAUCGAGUACUGUGUUCAAUGUAGAUGGGUACUUCGUGCGGGAUGGACUGCACAGGAAUUACUGAUUACAUUUGGCAAUAUUAUUGGUGAAAUAGCAUUAAUUCCUGGAUCUAAUGCAGUCUUUAUUGUGCAAGUUAACGGAGAAAUUAUCUGGGAUCGUAAGAAGGAAGGAAGAUUUCCAGAAUUAAAGGAAUUAAAACAACUUAUUAGAAACAGAAUAGCCCCAGAUAUGGAUCUUGGACAUAGUGAUAGAAAAAAGGAUUCUUCUCAAGCUGCAGUUAACAUUUCAACCCGUGUUAUGGGCGUAUCCGAUAAUACCAAAAGCGGUGAUGCUUGCGACAACGAAGGAUGUAGAUGA
Messenger RNA from Acaulospora morrowiae, 432 nucleotides. Lineage: Eukaryota; Fungi; Glomeromycota; Glomeromycetes; Diversisporales; Acaulosporaceae. The record is from the annotation of a GenBank genome assembly.